AUGGAAAUGAAAAAUUUUACUGGAGGUGAAAACCUGCGGACAUAUGCAGAACUUUACUGCUCUGUGGAAAUUACUAGAGAGGUACAUGGGCAGCUCAUUUUUCUCUCUGUCAUCAACAUUUUUUUGUCAAUUACAGCAUUUUUGGGGAAUGCUCUGAUCUUAGUUGCCCUUCACAAGGACACAUCAAUUCAUCCGCCAUCCAAACUCCUGUAUCGCAACCUAGCGAUAAGUGAUCUUUGUGUUGGUAUCACUGUCGAGCCCCUGAAUGUUGCUCAUUGGACAUCUGUGGUGAACAAAAGAUGGGAUAUUUGCUAUGACACAUAUUUGACAGCACAUUUCGCAGGUGUUACUUUGUGUUCAGUGUCGUUGAUAACACUGACUGCAAUAAGUGUGGACAGGCUUCUCGCUUUGCUACUGGGUUUCAGGUACAGACAAGUUGUAACUUUGAAAAGAACAUGUUUAAUUGCUAUUGGUGGUUGGAUUGUGUCCAUUGUUGGUUCAUCUACAUCCUUUCUGAAUCUUCCUGUAGUUUCAUUGUACAAUUAUAUUGCUUCAGCUUUUUGUUUAGUUACUACAAUCUGUGUCUACACAAAAAAUUUCAUGUCUCUGCGUCAUAACCAAAUUCAUGGUCAGAACCAUGUUCCUCAAUCGAGCCAAGCAAAUACACUGAAUAAAGCUCGAUUGAGAAAGGCAGUGUACGGUGCACUUUGGGUCCAGGUAACAUUAUCUUCCGUGCGGUAUAGCCGUAGCUUUAACAAUUCAAAGGGGAAUGUCUUUAUCUACUUACCUUGCUUUGCAAUUUACAGCUACUUUAGUGUGUUUAAACUCGUCGUUAAAUCCGUUGCUGUACUGCUGGAAGAUCACAGGAGUGAGACAAGCUGUAAAAGAAACAUUACAACUACACUUCUGUAUCAACUAAGACUUAGACUAAGACUUAUGGCAUUAAGACUACCAGUUGUAAACCGCCGUCCAGAAAGUGUAGUUUUGGCUUGUUAAAGGAACAUUUACUAACGAACUUCAUAGGAAACUGUAAAAUAUGAAAGAAAAUAAAUAAUAUGGGUACUGUACUUCCCAUAAGCUUUAAAAUUAGAACUUUCAUUCUUUUUUUAUAAGCUUGUACAAGCACACCUCGCUUGUCAUUUACUUUUCACCAAAUUCAAAUACAAAAUGUGUCUCAAACACAAAAGAAGAGCUUUCAUGGCUUUUGAAAUGGGGAGCAGCCCAGAGAAAAUACACUUGAUAAUAUUAAAAAAAAAACCGAGGGGAUUGACCUCAAUCCCCCACCGCCCUCAUUUUUACGUUUCAAGAGUUAACCAUAGCUCGACUUAGAAAACCAGACAAAUGUCCUGUAUCUUUCGGAAUUGAACCAUUAAUGUCUCAUUGCAGGUUAAAAGACAAAAACAAAACUCAUUAGGAUAGAUAACCUUCCCCCCCUACCCCGCUCCUCGAAAAACCUUUCGGGGAGGAACAAAGACCGGACCAGGGAAACGGCGGAAAUCGAGCCCACAAACUCAUUUGUUUAUGUUAAACAUACAAGUUAAUAAUCAGAGUCAUCUCAAUACAAAAUGAAAAUAUUACUCGCCAGUUAGCGAAUUAGUUCUCUGACAAUGAAGACCCAAUGAAGACUAUCAAUCUAUCAAUAAGCUACAGAAAGAGAACAGCUCAUUUGAACUCAGUUACAUCACAGAGACACCAGCCAGAAAACCGUCAGAGAAUUGUACUGUAAUUUACAUGGUUUCUCCGUCUUCCAUGCACAAGUGAAAAUGUUCAAUGGAAGUGUACGUGUGCUGUUCACUCGUGUAUCAUUAAAAUUAAAAACAAAUUUAAAAUACAGUAGCAUAAAUAGUCAUAGAGGGUCAGAAUUAACCCUCGUUGGUGUCGAGUAAGUGUAGAGUAAGGUCGAGGUAAAUCAUUGAUAUACAUAAGAGUCGAGUUUAUGACAUCACCCAUUGUUAUAACCUAGGGAAAAUUGGUUAGGAAAAAGUGCCUUCCUGCCGAUUAAUUAAGUGUCUAGUCAGUGUCUUCCUGCAUACUAGCUAAUUUAGUGCCUUCCUGUACACUAUUUACAGCAGUCUUGCCCAAGCGACUAUAUAAGACACCUACAUCAUACAUUCAUUAUCACCUUCAAGACAAGACACACAGGUCUCAUCAUGGCCUCAUUAAACGUGCUCGUCAAAACUCCUUCCCUCCUCACCCUUUCGCCUUUCCCGUUGUUUCUUCAUUGGCGUUCGCCGCUUCCUUCCGGCCUCCUGUUUUUAUUUCCAUCCUCCUCAAUUUCUUAAGCUAUGCUCGCGAUAAGUAUCUUGUUUUGCAACCUAGAUUUUAUAGGUUGCCACGUGUUCGACAUUCGGUCUGUCACAUAUAUUUUCAAGGUCAGUAUUCUCUGCACUUUUUCCCUUUUUUUUUGCAGAAUUUUCUUAGUUUUAUUCUUUGCUUUGGUUGUAUUUCUUUCCAAUCCUUUCCUUGUUAUUCUUUUUCUGCAGCCGCUCCCGAGAUUUCAGUCUUACAAGGGAGUCUAAAGGCCGAUACACACGAGGGGUUUUGCUCCCGAAGUUCGCUCAAUUUGCCCCGGGAGCAUGCUCCCAAAUGUUAAACCGGUUAAAUAUCGGGAGCAUUUUGCGGGUUGGAAAUUCUGCUCCCAAGGCUGAAGUAUACCCAUGAAAUCGUUGGUACGCACGGAGGAGCUUUGCUCCCGGGAAGUGCCCCUGGAGCAUGCUCCGGGAGCAAAAUCCCUCGUGUGUACCGGUCUUUAAUUCCCUGUCGGAUUAGCGGCGCGUAAGCCUGCUACCCCUCGAGCCGCGUCUUUUCCUAUAUUGUCCUCACAGUACCACUUUAUCUUUCAGGUUGCAAUUCCUUAGUUUCAUCGAUCAUUUUCUUCUGAUGGAUCCCGUGAGAGGUUCUUUCGUUAUUGCUUCGGUUUUUCUCCAAUCUUAUUGAGCGGCUAGCAGUCAGUUCUUGUUCAGUUCUCGCAGUAUGUCCGCGAUUUCUUAUUUCUGCAUGCGGGGAUUUCAGUUUUUUCUUUUCAUAUGCCUAUUUUGUCUGACGCUAUUUAGUCUUCGCACUUCCGAUUGUCCUAGUUUUAUUCAUGCAGAGUCAGUACAUGAAUUUGCUUUACUAGCAUGCAUUCCCGUUUGGUUUUUUAAGGUACGUGUUAUUAUAAAUGGCUGCAUUUUCAUGUCUGAGCUAUUGUUUGGCUUAUGCUUUCGUUUUUGUUUUAAGCAAAACCCACAGGUUUUUGUUCUAAAUAAAUGUGUUCUGUGACUCCAGAGCAGAAGUUGUUUUAGGGCAAUUUUUUCUUUCCUGACUCUGUCGAGCGUGUUUAUGACCAGGGGCUUAAUUUCGCCAAUUUUUUUAUCACCCCCUGAUGUUGUUUACAAUUUGUUCUGUGGCUCCAAAGCAGAAGUUGUUUUACGGCAAUUUUUGGUAACCUGACCCUGUCGAGCCUGUCUUAGAACUAGGGACUUAAUUUUGCCAAAUUUUAUUACGCCCUGGUCUUGUUAACAAUGUGUUUUGUGACUCCAGAGCAGAAGUUGUUUUACGGCCAAUUUUUGUUACCUGACUCUGAAGAGCGUGUAUUGGACCAUUAAUAAAAAUUCCCACUGAUAUCUAAAGCCCCAAAUUAAACAAGCCCUCCUCUCAAUUAAGCCGCCGCCGCUCCCCCCCCCCAUUAAACAUGUUUGAAAUAGAUAAGCUACCCCUCUUUCCCAACCCCCACCGCCCCCUUUGAGGGCUUCACUGAGGGUUUCUGCAAUCAGCUGGCAGUAUGCAAGAAAUAUAUAAACAGCGAACUGAUCCUGACGGCAACGAAGCGAUGAAGGAAUAAUCAAAAUCAGAUAGAAAAACGAAAAAUAUACUUUCAGUACUUAUUACCUAAUAUUUUAGUCUGGAAGACAAACCUUCAGCGGAUAAAAGAAAAGGAAAACUAAUUUCAGUCGUAAGCUAAAUUAAAAAAUCAUAAUCGGCUAAUAAAUAUGGACAUUUUCCGUUUAACAAAGUGAAUUUCGAUUUAGAAUUGCGAGAAAUCCCUAUACGUAACGAACGCAUGGAAAAACAGUACAAUCUUAAGGUUUUUCGAAAUUUUUCCGGGAAAAUAAUGUACAAGAAGGAUUACUCAUAUUUUUGACAAUUAUGGAGGGAUUAAAAUUUUCACUUGAUUGUGUUGCCGGAAUAUUCGAAAAUGUCGAUUGAGUGGCACGCUUUCGAACGUUUUUCCAGUUCUCGUAUGCAGGAAAACUUCCAGUUAGGAGGAGAAUUUAGGAGAAGUCUACACAGGAGCUACUUUUGUGUUUAGUAAAAUGAGGAAUCAACAUCACCUUUCACCGUUUAAGAAGUGUUUUUCUCUUUAACUAUAAACCACACACUUCCGCUUCGUUCAAUAACAUCGCAGACAAAAUGGCGAGGACAAAUAAGCACGCAUUAAGAAAAGUAGCAGGUGUUUAUACCGAAAGAACUGUCACGUUAUUAUUAAAACUAUCCGUCAUUAGAUCAGUUAGGUAAAAUAAUUGAGGCCCAAAAAUAACACUUUCCCUUAAAAAUUGCCUUUUCAAAAUUGAACACUAAGAUUUUAGCGUCCAGGCAAUAUACGCCUCAGUCAAACUCAAGGCAAUUGUAAAUGGAACCUCUAAGGUGCGCCACCUCAAACAAGUGAUAAAUAACGUAAAUACUGCGCACUUAGUUAAUAUUAGUUUCGAUAAUAAAAGGUAAAACAGCUAAGGAGAGCCCCAUAUCGGUAUAUUAAUAUAGCACUCUUUUGCGCGUAGUUGCAUCGUAGACAAAAUGGCGCUGAAGAAUUUUACUGAAGGUGAAAACCAGAAAAAAAUCGUAGUACUAUCCUGCUCGGCCGAAUUUACUGCAGAGGUACAAGGCGAACUGAUCUUUCUGUCAAUUGUAAACAUCUUUCUGUCGAUUGCAGCAGUUCUGGGAAACACUCUGAUCCUAGUUGCUUUGCACAAAGAAACUUCACUUCACCCGCCGUCCAAACUCCUGUAUCGUAA
This is a messenger RNA of Porites lobata, 4994 nucleotides long. The record is from the annotation of a GenBank genome assembly. NCBI's taxonomy places the organism in Eukaryota, Metazoa, Cnidaria, Anthozoa, Scleractinia, Poritidae.